AUGGCUGCGCUUGAAGCUGCAUACUUAGAUUUUCUUGCCGGCAUCGCUGAGCUGGAGGCAUUGGCUGUGGUGGCGAGAAAUGACAACACCCGCUGGAGGGGCCAGGAGAGACAGGGAGGAAUCAUCGACCUAGAUAUCAUUGAGGGCGAUGCCUGGCUCACCUACUUCGGAUUCACGCAUGAGGAGGUGUUGAAUCUAGUAGCCUGUCUGCAGAUACCAGACCCUGUCAGAAGCGAGAAUAGUAUUUUGGAGGACAGUUUGACGGCACUUUGCAUGCUGCUGGCCCGUUUCGCAUGGCCUAACAGGCUCUCAGACCUACAACUCCAGUUCGGCUGGAAGCCAGAGAGGGUUUCGCGUACCGUCAAUACUCUAUUGGGUAUAAUACAUAAUGGGUGGAAACAUCUAUUGGUUUUUGAUGAGCAAUGCCUGACACCUGAGAGACUGGCUGCGUACACAGUAGCCAUUGCCAGAAUAGAUGCACCACUUGAGAGCUGUAUCGGAUUUAUUGACGGGUAG
Molecule: messenger RNA, 516 nt
Organism: Morchella sextelata
Lineage: Eukaryota; Fungi; Ascomycota; Pezizomycetes; Pezizales; Morchellaceae
Exons: 1
Coding region: 1-516 (171 amino acids)
Source: RefSeq, a predicted model, not a curated record